Molecule: messenger RNA, 1044 nt
Organism: Merops nubicus (carmine bee-eater)
Lineage: Eukaryota; Metazoa; Chordata; Aves; Coraciiformes; Meropidae
Product: amyloid beta A4 precursor protein-binding family B member 3-like
Exons: 10
Biological process (GO): regulation of DNA-templated transcription
Cellular component (GO): nucleus; cytoplasm
Molecular function (GO): amyloid-beta binding; transcription factor binding
Source: RefSeq, a predicted model, not a curated record
UGCAGCUGGGGACUGACCACCCCCUGCCACCCUUCCCUCAUGCUCUGCUUCUGCACAGACAACCUCUGGAGUGACCAGAGUCUGGAGGCAGACCCUGACCUCCCACAGGGCUGGAGGAAAAUCUGUGACUCUCUGGGCACCUACUACUGGCAUGUGCCGACCGGCACGACGCAGUGGCAGCACCCUGCACACACCGCCAGCCUGGGAGGGCAGCGAGAGGCUGAUGGGGAGGAGAUGCUCCAGGCACUGGACUGCCAGGCCCCUGCGGAGAAGCACUUGGCAAAGGACCGGCCCAUUCCCAGCCCCAUAGCUUCGCUGUCCCAGAGGGCCUCACUGCCCCAGCGUGAGGAUGACUUCCAGCACAGCGUAGAGCCUGGCUCCAAGUGCUUUGCUGUGCGCUCACUGGGCUGGGUGGAGAUCCCCGAAGAGGACUUGGCACCUGGCAAGAGCAGCAUUGCUGUCAACAACUGCAUCCAGCAGCUUUCCAACAACAGGGGCCAGGGCUCUGCAGAGAACCAGGGCGAGGGCCAGGACCUGGUGAUGAUCCUGAAGAAGGACACAAUGAGUCUGGUGGACCCCCUUGACCGCAGCAUCAUCCACCACCAGCCCAUCCUAAACAUCCGUGUCUGGGGCGUUGGCUGCAACAACGGCAGGGAUAGAGACUUCGCUUUUGUGGCCAGUGACAAGGACACCUGCGUCCUCAAGUGUCACGUCUUCCACUGCAACGUGCCUGCCAAGGGCAUCGCCAAGGCCCUGCAUGAGAUGUGCUCCAAGGUGGGAUGCAGGGCCGUAGCAAGCAGCGGGCUGCCACGCGCCGCCGUGCGGGAGCCCGUGUCCACCGAGGACCUCCCGUUGCAAGUGGAUAUCCUGGAAGCAGUGAGGCAGUCGGUGCAGACCUAUGAGGCGCUGUACAUUGGCAGCCUGCCUGUGCCCAGGGCUAUGGGGAUGGAUGUGCUGAAUGAGGCGAUCGAGAAGCUGACGAGGGGACCUGGGCGGGAGCAGUGGACACCCUCCCUCAUCCGCGUGUCUGACAUGGCCAUGAGG